AUGUGGAAGACAAGAGACAUUUGGGAGCAUUUCGAUCAAGGCACCGCAAGGGAUAUCCUAUCUAUUCAUAUCCCGGAAGAUGAUCAUGGAGAUGAUAUUGAGUGGUGGCCUAAUAAAAACGGGCAAUUCACAGUCAAGAGUGGUUACUGGUUUCUGCAAAAUGGGCAGGCUGAGAAAGAACCAAAUGGGUCGAAAUUCUGGAAAUCAUGGUGGAAGGCCAAUCUUUGGCCUAAGUGGAAAAUCCUCAUUUGGAAGAUCAUCCAUAAUGCAAUACCAACACGAGACAACCUCAGACAUAGGCACAUAGAUGUCCCCUCAACCUGCCCUCUCUGUGAGAAAUUCCCGGAAACGCCAGAGCACCUCUUUAUGAAAUGUGAAUUGGCAAAGCAUCUCUGGUCUGCUAGCUAUCUUGGGAUUAACUCAGAUGUUACGGGCAAUGGAAAGGCGAGACAUUGGGUGCGAAACUUUCUCUCCCUUCUCAUGCGUGAGGACAAGAGGGAUGCUAGUAGACUGGUGGAGUUUGUGAGUAUCAUAUGGAGCAUCUGGUUAGCUAGGAAUGAUGCCGCUUUCAACAGUACAAAGCUAAACCCAUCAUCCAUCAUGCUCACUGCAAGAUGUUGGAAGAACAGGUGGAAGAAAGCCUUUGAAGGCACGAGCAGCUGUGAAGUGGGGUAUGAAGUGCUGCAAGUAAGUGGGGCACCGAGACUUGUCUGGGAAAGGGGAAGAGAUGCAGUGCAGGUCCCACUCAUCGUUGAAACAGAUGGAGCGUGGAAGAAACUCUCGCACGCCAGCAAAACCAAAACAUCAGCAGCAGUAGGUUGGUGUUUCAGAAGGGGAGGAAGGACGGUUGCGGUUGGGGAUGCGAAGUGCUUUGCUUCCUCUCCUGAUCAAUCAGAAGCCCUUGCUAUCCUCCAUGCUAUUUCAGCAGUGCCUCAUGGCACGGAAGACUUAGUCAUCUCCACGGACUCGGCAAAUUGCGUGCUUGGUUGUAUCAAUGAACUAAGCGCACCUUCUGAGAUUCAGGCAAUCAUUAAGGAUAUCAAGAAGAAGGCUUUAGGGUUUAAUUCUUGUAUUAUUCAAAAAGUUUCCAGAGACUCUGUAAAGAGGGCACAUAUCCUGGCUACUAAUGCUAGGAAAGUCCCCUAA
This is a messenger RNA of Spinacia oleracea (spinach), 1146 nucleotides long. RefSeq lists its product as uncharacterized. The transcript has a single exon. NCBI's taxonomy places the organism in Eukaryota, Viridiplantae, Streptophyta, Magnoliopsida, Caryophyllales, Amaranthaceae. The record is from RefSeq and is a predicted model, not a curated record. The coding region runs from base 1 to 1146 and encodes 381 amino acids. Gene Ontology annotation, molecular function: RNA-DNA hybrid ribonuclease activity; nucleic acid binding.